AUGACCUUCUACAGGGACUCCUACAACAAUGCCUGCUGCUCCCUGCUUGCCUGUGAAGACCUCUAUGGUUUUGGGGGCCUGAAUGGCUACAGAUUCGGGAGCCCCUAUGGUUACUACCGUGAGCAGUGCCAAUACAGCAGCCCUUAUGGCUACAGGAGCUUUGGGUCCCUGGGUGGGAGCAGAGGCUUGUCUGGGUUUGGAGGUUUCUAUGGGUAUGGGGACCGGUAUGGGGACCUGUAUGGGUUUGGGUUUGGCUACCCCUUCUCUGGUUUUGGAAGUGGAGCCUUCUACUGA
Pogoniulus pusillus (Red-fronted tinkerbird) is the source of this 294-nucleotide messenger RNA. Its product is annotated as keratin-associated protein 19-2-like. The coding region runs from base 1 to 294 and encodes 97 amino acids. NCBI's taxonomy places the organism in Eukaryota, Metazoa, Chordata, Aves, Piciformes, Lybiidae. The record is from RefSeq and is a predicted model, not a curated record. The transcript has a single exon.